Messenger RNA from Cajanus cajan (pigeon pea), 834 nucleotides. Its product is annotated as myb family transcription factor RLI1. NCBI's taxonomy places the organism in Eukaryota, Viridiplantae, Streptophyta, Magnoliopsida, Fabales, Fabaceae. Gene Ontology annotation, molecular function: DNA-binding transcription factor activity; DNA binding. The record is from RefSeq and is a predicted model, not a curated record.
AUGGGUUCCACUCGCUCACGUGCCUCUGCCACUGCCAAAGAACGCCUACGCUGGACACAACAACUCCAUGAUCGCUUUGUGGAGGCUGUAAAUAAACUUGGGGGCCCUGAUAGCGCAACACCAAAAGGUAUAUUGAAAGGAAUGAAAGCUAUGGGUGUUUCGGAAUUAAACAUUUAUCACAUCAAAAGCCACUUGCAGAAAUACAGGAUCUCCAAAUUGAUUCCAGAGUCCCCCACAAGAGGGAAGCUUGAGAAAAGAAGCAUAUCUGAUAUACUGCCAAAUUUUAGUUCUAUAUCUGCUCUUCAGCUAAAAGAAGUCCUUCAAAUGCAGACAGAGAUGCAAAAUCGCUUGAGUGAUAAAACAGAGGUUCAGAGAAGCUUGAAGCUAAAAAUUGAAGCACAAGGAAAGUACAUGGAGAGAAUUGGACAAAGUAACCAUAGCAAAACAAUCAUUGAGAAAGCAUGCAAGCCUUUUGCUACUACAAUUGCUUCUCUGCCUUGUCUUUGUGAGGAAUCUGAAUCUUUGAGAACACAACUUGAGGAAGAGCACCAAUCAAGCAAAAAGCAAAAGAUAUCAGAAGAGGGUGUUUUUCUAACAAGUUUUGAACAUGCAUCAUCAACCCCACUAGAAUUCAACAACCAAACCUGGAAUCUUUCUUGGAGCCAGCUUGCAGCAGCAUGUCAGUCACCUUUGGUCCCCAAUUUCUUAUUAUGACUUUUGUGUAAUUAGAAUAUUUGUUUGCCUAAUAAAAUGGAUGAUCAUUUCUAUAUUUGGUUGGUGUUUUGGGCCUUCAAAGCAUUUUCAUGCUGACAUUCACAUCUUGGAGGACCUAAA